AUGAAUUAUGCGUUGACGGGUAAUCGUAUCUGGAUUCGAUGGGAUGACAAUUUUCUUGAUGUUACUGUGGUUGAGUUGAGUACACAAUUUUUACACUGUCAUGUCACUAUCCGAGCUCUUCAGGAAUCAGUUGAUAUUACUGUCAUUUAUGGGGCUACAGAGCUAGCGGACAGACGAUCACUUUGGGAUUCACUUAGUACAAUUGCCAUCCAGUGCAUGGAUACUCCGAGGCUAGUCGGAGAAUGCCGGAUUGUUACCUCUACCCAUGCAAGGAGAAUGGGGCUAGUCGGAGGUGAUUUUAAUGCAGUACGUGAUCUCAGUGAAGUCUGUGGAGCUUCUGGUGACAUAUGGCCUGCAAUGGAGGAAUUCAAUUAUUGUAUCCAGAAUGCCGGAUUGUUACCUCUACCCAUGCAAGGAGAAUGGUACACGUGGCACAAUUGUAGUGCAAGUCCAUCGAAGCGACUUGAUAGGAUGCUCAUUAAUGAUACAUGGAUUGCCCGGUUCCCCACUUCCACAUAUUUGAGCCUCACCCCACGUACCUCGGAUCACUCACCACUAGUGUUAUGUGGGGAUAGACAGCAGCAGUUGGGAGGUAUAUUUCGUUUUGAUAAUUAUCUUACCCGCUCACCAAAAUUUAUUCCCAGUGUGCAGAAUGUUUGGAAACAUGAGGUAGUUGGUGUACCGAUGUGUGCGGUAACUCGGAAACUUAAAGCACUGAAACCAAUUUUCCGAGAACAAAGGAGAAAUAAGGGAGAUUUAUCGCACAAUGUACAGUUGGCAAACGGAUUUCUUGAGGCGGCACAAAACCUGGUUAGUGCCAACAGGCAGGAGGAAGUAUUCUUAUACUUGGAGCACUGUUGUCGGAUGGUUUUGGCCAAAGCAGCGAAGCUCGAACAAAUCAUGUUACAUCAGAGAGCAAAAAUGGAGUGGAUGAAAGAUGGUGAACAAUGCUCUAAGGUUGUCCUUUUGGGAGGACAAAGAAGACGGGACGUGAUUGAUAUUCAGUUCCUUAGACCGUGGGCUAGACAUCUGGUGACUGAAGAUGAAACCAAUUCUCUGUUAUCACCAUUCACCCCCUCGGAUGUCAAAGAGGCAGUGUUCGAUAUUGCAGAGGAUAAGGCACCGGGUCCUGAUGGGUACUCGUCAGGCUUCUUCAAAGCUGCCUGGCCGAUUGUGGGAGGCAAGUCACGCCUACCUCCCAGAUGCGCGUUAAAAGUUGACAUUAGAAAGGCGUAUGACUCAAUUGAAUGGGACUUCCUAGUUGCAGUUUUGGAACUUUUUGGGUUUCCACCAACAUUCAUCAGGUGGAUUGAGGAAUGUGUCACUACACCAUCCUUCUCAGUGGGAUUGAAUGGAAAGCCACAUGGAUUCUUUUCGGGUGCAAGAGGACUUCGACAGGGUGAUCCUCUAUCGCCGUACCUCUUUGUCCUAGUCUUGGAGCUGGGAUUUGCUGAUGACAUGUUGUUAUUCUGCCGUGCGGAUAUAGACUCUAUUGAGGUCCUUAAGAGAGGGCUGGAUCGAUUUGCCGUUUGGUCGGGCCUCCGACUGAACGUACAAAAAAGUCAUCUUAUUAUUUCACGGUCAGCACAGGGUUUACGUGAGGAGAUGCUGGAAGCACUUGGAUUUCAGGAGGGACUCCUGCCACUGAGGUAUUUAGGUCUACCUCUAUUAUCCUCCAGAUUAACUAUUGCUGAUUGUCAACCAUUAUUGGCGAAAAUCGAUAAACGUAUUGCUGGUUGGGAGGGAAUGACACUUUCAUAUGCCGGUAGGGUACAAAUUAUUAAAUCUGUACUCAUGUCGUUGAGCUUAUAUUGGACUUUAGCGUUCAUUUUACCAAAGAGAAUUACGAACGAAAUUGAGAAGAGACUGCGAAACUUCUUAUGGAAGGGCUCAACAAAUAGUGGCUAUGCUAAGGUAGCAUCGAAAGAAUUGUGUAGGCCGGUGGACGAGGGAGGUCUUGGGUUCAAGGACAUUACUACCUUGAAUCGAGCCUUAAUGACUAAGAAACUCUGUGAUAUCAUUCAGUGUGAUCGAACCUCUAUUUGGGUUGAAUGGCUAUACCAUGACCAGUUACGAGACACUUCCAUAUGGACAAUCCGAGAUCAUGGAAGUUCAUGGAGUUGGAGGAAACUCCUACGUCUACGGAUUUUUCUCCGCCCUAUGGUGGACAACCAAAUCGGAGAUGGGCGGAAGUUUCACCUUUGGCAGGACCCGUGGCAUUACCUCGGACCUUUUAUUGAGACAUUUCCACGUGGAUCGAGGCUCCUUGGACUUGAGAAGCGCUUCCCUCGACUGGCCAAGGGAUACGCCACAGUCUAUACAAGGCACAUGCCAAACUUAUUGUCCAAAAAAUUGAGUGUGAUAUUGGACAAGAUUAUCAGCCCCUGCCAGGCAGCGUUUGUCCCUGGCCGGAGCAUAGGGGAUAAUGUUAUGUUAGCACAGGAACUCUUCACUGGUUACAAUCAGGCCCGACUCCCACCGAGAUGUGCUUUGAAAGUUGACAUUCGGAAGGCGUAUGACACUGUCGAAUGGGAUUUCCUGCUAUCGGUGCUUCAGCUUUUCGGUUUCCCAGAGACUUUCAGUCGAUGGGUUGAGGAGUGUAUCAGUUCACCUUCCUUUUCGGUGGGGAUGAACGGAAAGCCACAUGGAUAUUUUGCGGGUGCCAGAGGGCUUUGA
Molecule: messenger RNA, 2676 nt
Organism: Sesamum indicum (sesame)
Lineage: Eukaryota; Viridiplantae; Streptophyta; Magnoliopsida; Lamiales; Pedaliaceae
Source: RefSeq, a predicted model, not a curated record